GUUUCAGAGGCGACCAACGGCUACAAGGCUAUUUUUCCAAGAUGAGGCCUCUUACUGAUGUCGAGACCCAGACAUUGUUCACAAAGCUUGCCAACUACACAGGUCGUUCGCUGACCCAACUCAUCGCACCCUCGGAUUCUUCAGACGACGAUAGUGACCGGCAUGUCUUCCGCCUGCACGAGUCUCGAGUCUACUAUGUUCGAUUGUCGCUUGCCAAUUUAGCAACAGCGGUUGCUCGAGACAAUCUACUUUCACUGGGCACCUGUGUCGGCAAAUUCACGAAAACCGGAAAAUUCAGAUUACAUAUAACAGCGUUGGAUGUGAUUGCGCCGCAUGCACGAUACAAGGUGUGGGUCAAACCCAACGGAGAAAUGCCCUUCCUUUAUGGAGGCAAUGUUGUCAAGGCACAUGUUGGAAGAUGGAGCGAAGACUGUCCUGAACAUUCUGGCGUGGUCGUUUUAGCCAUGGACGACACACCACUUGGAUUUGGUGUAACGGCUAGGUCAACGGCGGAAGCAAGAAAGUUAGAACCGACUUCUGUGGUAGUCUUCCGUCAAGGUGACGUGGGGGAGUACUUGAGAGAGGAGGAUAGUCUCUUUACAACCUGAGAUACAACGAAGCCGUGGACUACAAGAUUUAAAACGUCAGCGGGCUGGAAUCCCUAGGUACGGCUUCCGGCGGUAAUGUGCCUCAAGAGCAGGCUACUUCGUGAUCACUCUAUGAGGGGCACCACGACAAAUCCAGCGGGUGACUUAUUCGAGACCAGCGAGAUCUUUAAAAAGAACGGCAAGAAUUGGAUUCUCCCUUGACGUAGGAGUCAAGACAGGAGAGCUUUGCCUCUCCAACAGUUCUUACCUCAUUCUGAAAGCCGUGAUCGACACCUUUUACCCAGCAAGGCGGCUUUUCCUCUCCCGAGGCUUGCGGAAUAUCUCAGUCUGUGGUCUGACAGACAUGAUACGACAUUGAACAGAUCACCGGUUCACGCAGUGAAACAGAUUGAGUCAAUGCAGCUGGCGGUUGAGAUUCGGCUUCGACCAUUGCUCGAACAUCUCCUAAAAUCUGGCAAGGCGCCACUAUACAAGAGAUACACCCCGCAUCGUAUCUAGUUCCAAAGAAAGGAGGGGAGUGAGGACUAUGGACCGCGAAUCCCCUUGAGUUCUUUGAUAAGCCAUUCUGGAGGAAGUGUCAGUAGAACAACCUACAGGCACCGAAUCACUAUGCUUCUACUUUAUGUCAACGCGUGUGUCUCUUUAC
Messenger RNA from Exophiala oligosperma, 1254 nucleotides. RefSeq lists its product as uncharacterized. Lineage: Eukaryota; Fungi; Ascomycota; Eurotiomycetes; Chaetothyriales; Herpotrichiellaceae. Bases 42 to 608 code for a protein of 188 amino acids. Gene Ontology annotation, biological process: ribosomal large subunit biogenesis; ribosome assembly. Gene Ontology annotation, cellular component: nucleus; nucleolus; preribosome, large subunit precursor. Gene Ontology annotation, molecular function: RNA binding. The transcript has a single exon. The record is from RefSeq and is a predicted model, not a curated record.